AUGCCCUCCCUGCGGUCCUCCCGGCGCCAUAGCUCCUCGUCCCCAAGCAGCGUGUCCUCACCGCUGCUAAGAGGAGCGGCGGGCGGCCAGAGGCACUUGUCUGCGUCUUCUAGUUCCUCUCUCAGUGUGCUCUGUGAUGACAGGGACUCGGACCAGGCCGUAGGCGGGGAUAGUGACUCUUUGUCAGCUGAUGAAGGCAGUGACUUUGAAGAUAGCUUGAGACGCAAUGUGAAGAAGAGAGCAGCAAAACGACCACUCAAGACAACCCCAGUAGCAAAACAGCCAAAGAAGGGGUCCCGAAUAGCACGUGGUCAUGGUCAGAAGGAGGCAAAGCCACCAGCCAGUGAUCUCUUUGAUGCUGUGAAAGCUGCAAAAAGUGACAUGCAGUCUUUAGUGGAUGAGUGGCUGGAUAGUUACAAGCAAGACCAGGAUGCAGGAUUCUUGGACCUCAUUAACUUUUUCAUUCGCUCUUGUGGAUGUAAAGGCACUGUGACAUCUGAAAUGUUCAAGAAGAUGUCCAACUCAGAAAUCAUCCAGCACCUAACAGAACAGUUCAAUGAGGACUCAGGAGACUAUCCUCUGACAGCUUCAGGUCCAUCCUGGAAGAAGUUCCAAGGCUGCUUCUGUGAAUUUGUUCAGACAUUGGUCUAUCAGUGCCAAUACAGCUUCCUUUAUGAUGGCUUUCCUAUGGACAACCUCAUUUCCCUGCUCACUGGCCUCUCGGACUCCCAAGUUCGUGCCUUUCGUCACACUAGCACCCUUGCUGCCAUGAAGUUAAUGACCUCCCUGGUUAGGGUAGCCCUCCAACUGAGUCUGCACAAAGACAACAAUCAGCGUCAGUAUGAGGCUGAAAGAAACAAGGCACCAGAACUGAGAGCUCCUGAGCGCCUGGAGAGCUUGCUAGAGAAACGCAAAGAGCUCCAAGAGCAUCAAGAGGAGAUUGAAGGGAUGAUGAAUGCCCUUUUCAGGGGCGUCUUUGUACAUCGGUACAGGGAUGUCCUUCCUGAGAUCCGUGCUAUCUGCAUUGAGGAAAUUGGGUCUUGGAUGCAGAGCUACAGUACCUCUUUCCUCACUGACAGCUACUUAAAAUAUAUUGGCUGGACCCUGCAUGAUAAGCAUCGAGAAGUCCGUCUGAAGUGCCUAAAGGCUCUGAAAGGACUGUACAGCAACCGGGAUCUGACUGCACGCCUGGAGCUCUUUACCAACCGCUUCAAGGACCGGAUGGUUUCCAUGGUCAUGGACAAAGAGUACGAUGUGGCAGUGGAGGCUGUCAGGUUACUGACACUUAUACUUAGGAACAUGGAAGGAAUGCUGACAGAUGCAGACUGUGAGAACAUCUACCCAGUGGUCUAUGCCUCGAACCGAGCCCUGGCUUCUGCUGCAGGGGAGUUUCUGUACUGGAAACUAUUCUACCCUGAGUGUGAGACAAAAACCAUAGAUGAAAGAGAGCGACGCCGCAGUCCACGUGCCCAAAGGACUUUCUUCCACCUUUUGCUGUCCUUCUUUGUGGAGAGUGAGCUUCAUGACCAUGCUGCUUACUUAGUAGACAGCCUGUGGGACUGUGCAGGGUCUCAGCUGAAGGACUGGGAGUGUCUGACAAGCUUGCUGCUAGAGAAGGACCAGAACUUGGGUGAUGUUCAAGAAAGCACACUGGUAGAAAUUCUUGUGUCCAGUGUCCGGCAAGCUUCAGAGGCUCACCCUCCUGUGGGUCGAGUCACUGGGAGGAAGGGCUUAACCCCUAAAGAGCGUAAGAUGCAAACAGAUGACAAGGUGAAGCUGACUGAACACCUCAUCCCUCUUCUUCCCCAGCUUCUGGCCAAGUUCUCAGCCGAUGCAGAGAAGGUUGCUCCCUUGCUCCAGCUUCUCAACUACUUUGACUUGAACAUCUACUGUACCAGGCGCUUGGAGAAGCAUCUGGAACUGCUCUUGCAGCAGCUCCAGGAGGUGGUGGUGAAGCAUGCGGAGCCAGCAGUGCUGGAGGCUGGAGCUCAUGCCCUCUAUUUGCUCUGUAAUCCUGAGUUCACUUUCUUCAGUCGGGUAGACUUUGCCCGCAGCCAACUGGUGGAUCUUCUGACUGACCGCUUCCAGCAAGAACUUGAAGAGCUGUUACAGUCAUCCUUCCUAGAUGAGGAUGAGGUAUAUAGUCUGGCAGCCACUCUGAAGCGCCUCUCUGCCUUCUACAAUGCUCAUGACCUAACUCGCUGGGAACUCUAUGAGCCUUGCUGUCGACUCCUCCAGAAGGCUGUGGACACAGGAGAGGUACCUUACCAGGUGACAUUACCAGCCUUGACACUUGUCUAUUUUUCCAUUCUCUGGUCGCUAACCCACAUUUCUGGAUCAGAUGCUUCCCAGAAGCAACUGUUGAGUUUGAAGGGCAGAAUGAUGGCCUUCUGUGAGUUGUGCCAGAGCUGCCUCUCAGAUGUGAAUCCUGAGAUCCAGGAGCAGGCUUUUGUCUUAUUAAGUGAUCUGCUUCUCAUCUUCAGCCCUCAGAUGAUUGUAGGGGGACGUGAUUUCCUUAGGCCUCUUGUCUUUUUUCCUGAAGCCACUCUGCAGUCUGAGCUAGCCAGCUUCCUCAUGGACCACGUCUUCAUCCAGCCCGGCGAACUGGGCAGUGGUCAUUCCCAGGAGGAUCAUUUACAGAUAGAGCAACUGCACCAGCGGCGCCGCCUUCUGGCUGGCUUCUGCAAACUAUUACUUUAUGGGGUGCUGGAGAUGGACGCUGCCUCAGAUGUUUUCAAACACUACAACAAGUUCUACAAUGACUAUGGUGAUAUUAUCAAGGAGACAUUAACUAGAGCCAGGCAGAUUGACCGAGGUCAUUGUUCGAGAAUCCUGCUGUUGAGCCUCAAGCAGUUAUACACAGAACUGCUGCAGGAACAGGGGCCCCAGGGCCUUAAUGAGCUUCCAGCCUUCAUUGAAAUGAGGGACUUGGCCCGGAGAUUUGCCUUGAGCUUUGGACCCCAGCAGCUGCAGAACCGUGACUUUGUGGUCAUGUUACACAAGGAAGGCAUCAAGUUCUCCUUAUCUGAGCUGCCUCCAGCUGGCUCAUCUGACCAGCCCCCAAAUCUGGCAUUCCUGGAGCUCCUUUCAGAGUUUUCCCCACGACUUUUCCAUAAGGACAAGCAGCUACUACUCUCCUACCUAGAGAAGUGUCUGCAGCAUGUCUCCCAGACACCUGGCCACCCCUGGGGUCCAGUCACCACCUACUGCCAUUCCCUUAGCCCUGUAGAGAGCACAGCAGAGGCCAUCCCUCAGGGCCAUCCGCGCCCUAAGAAGAGGCGCGUUGAAGGCUCUUCCAAACAACAUGGAGAGGACAUCUCUUCACCCCAGGAAGAAAGCCUCCAGCUGAACAGCAUCCCACCCACACCCACCCUCACCUCUACAGCUGUGAAGAGUAGGCAGCCCCUGGCAGGGUUGGAAGAGAUGGAAGAAGAUAGCUCAGAAUCAGAGUCUGCCCAGAGCCAGCACCUUUCAGGCACCCAGAGGUCAAGAGUCUCAAGUCCACAGCAUUUCCAGACUCCACUCAACCCUUCAGCUCCUGGUCUGGGCAACCGACUAACCCGACUCAGCCUUAUGGAAGAGGACGAAGAAGAGGAUAUUCACACAGAGUCGAGUGAAGGAUGGCAAGUCACACGCAAGCAACUGAGUGGCCAGUCUUCUCCCAGUGAGCAUGGCCUAGACCUCUUAGAUUCUACAGAACUGAAUAUUGAGGAUUUCUGACAGAACAGUGUGCUGCUCCCCAUCUCCUCUCCCCACUUUUAUGACAGGACUACUCAGAGAAGAAAAACAGAGCCAAAGGAACCAUUGCUUCCAUGUCCCAACCCUGGUCUCUGAAGGAAGGAAGUAGAGGGCUUGCCUUCCUAACCUAACCAUCUCUGGGAUUGAGAAUGAGUUAGUUCCCCCCACCCAACACUCCGCCCCCAUUCUGCCUGAGGAGCUAUGGCUCCCUCCCUCUGAUUGAGCAGAGAGCCUAUUUCCUGCUGUGUUUGGAGGGGUGGGGACAUCAUUUGACAUUGCAGGGGGUACUGCCUCCCUGUGUU
Molecule: messenger RNA, 4040 nt
Organism: Condylura cristata (star-nosed mole)
Lineage: Eukaryota; Metazoa; Chordata; Mammalia; Eulipotyphla; Talpidae
Gene: STAG3
Product: stromal antigen 3
Exons: 33
Coding region: 1-3720 (1239 amino acids)
Biological process (GO): sister chromatid cohesion
Cellular component (GO): chromatin; nucleus; cohesin complex
Molecular function (GO): chromatin binding
Source: RefSeq, a predicted model, not a curated record